AUGGAGGUAUUACAGAAUUUGAAGACUAAUUUAUAUCAAACUUUUGAUAUUGAUUUACAGCAUGCGAUUCGUCUUAUCGUCAUUGUUGGAGGAUAUUUCUUCCUAAGGCAAAUUGCACAAAGAGAGUUGGCAAAGAGACAGCUUAAGAACCAAUUGGCUGAAAAAGAUGAUGAAGCCAUUCGUUCAGUUGCUGCUGGAACCUCAGAUGGCAGUACAGCAGAUCAAGGUGAAUCUUCAGCCAAUGGUUCUUCCUUCGGUUGGGGUAACAGAACUAGACAAAGAGUUAAGAAGCAAGAAGAACUACUCGAGUCUGAAAUUCAAAGAUUACAAGAGAAUGGCGCCGUCCUGGAUCCGGAAGACGAUAAGGAUAUCGAAGAUUUGCUCAUCGAUUAA
This is a messenger RNA of Kluyveromyces lactis, 393 nucleotides long. It is a transcript of the gene PGA2, whose product is annotated as Pga2p. The transcript has a single exon. The coding region runs from base 1 to 393 and encodes 130 amino acids. The record is from RefSeq and is a predicted model, not a curated record. Gene Ontology annotation, biological process: protein transport. Lineage: Eukaryota; Fungi; Ascomycota; Saccharomycetes; Saccharomycetales; Saccharomycetaceae.